This is a messenger RNA of Danaus chrysippus (African queen), 897 nucleotides long. The record is from the annotation of a GenBank genome assembly. NCBI's taxonomy places the organism in Eukaryota, Metazoa, Arthropoda, Insecta, Lepidoptera, Nymphalidae.
AUGAAACAAAAAGUGAAAAAUAAUGUUACAAUAUUAAAAGUUUCCUUACAAAUAACAAUUAUUCUAAAUUUAUCAGCCCCUGUGGCUCUUGCCGAAGAGGAAGCAAUGAAGAACCUAACAACCGUAACCUGGGCACACGCAGUUAACAAUAAGACGUAUCUAGAAGCUGCAUUAGCUAGUGAAUUGUCGAUGCUAGAAGCCGAUGUGGUCCUUGGUCAUAUUACCGGUAAAGACGGCCCCCCCAUUCCCAUAAUGGCGCACCCUCCAGCAACCACUUCAGAUCUCAGUUUGGGCGAUUUUCUUACCGGCGUGGCGCAAUAUAAUAAUGUCAAUGCGAAGCAAAAAGGCGUCAAGUUAGACUUCAAGAGUAUUGAGGCUUUUGAAAAGGCGCAGGAUAUUAUAGCACCUUUCAGUAAGCCCGAGGUGACGUUUCCGCUUUGGUUGAAUGCGGACAUUCUUCCUGGUCCGAUAAAAGCUACUACCAAGCCUGUAGACGCCGAAAAAUUCAUUCAGUUAGCUUCCAAACACCCACGGGCAGUUUUAUCUAUAGGUUGGACCACCAACUAUGGAGGAAACAUAACUGAAGGGGAAUACAGCAGGGAACAAAUAGGAUCUAUGCUCCGUUUAGUCAAUGAGCACAACGUCAAUCAAACUGUUACCUUCCCGGUAAGAGCUGGUCUCGCAUCAAACAGCCAGCCGGUAUUACUAGAUUUAGUUCGGGAGACCAGUUCCCUAAACUCCUCAAUCACGGUUUGGUCGAGUGAGGGUGAUAACGUGGAGGUAGACCGACUUCGAGCCCUCAUCCUCACUAUGGGCCUCGAGAAGACGUACCUGGAUGUACCCCACGAGCUCGCAGCCAAACUCCAUUUACCACCUCCCACUAAUACUAAGAAUUAA